Molecule: messenger RNA, 5425 nt
Organism: Pantherophis guttatus
Lineage: Eukaryota; Metazoa; Chordata; Lepidosauria; Squamata; Colubridae
Gene: KLF5
Product: KLF transcription factor 5
Biological process (GO): regulation of transcription by RNA polymerase II
Molecular function (GO): DNA-binding transcription factor activity, RNA polymerase II-specific; RNA polymerase II cis-regulatory region sequence-specific DNA binding
Source: RefSeq, a predicted model, not a curated record
GAGCCCGAUGCGCGGCGGCGGCGGAGGCAGCAGCAGCGGUUUCAGCAGCUUGGGCAGGAGCAGGAGGCGGAGGCGGAGGGCGUGAGCCGCGCAAAGGGCGGGCCAGGCGCCUUCUUCCCGCAGAGCUGCCCUUGGCCCCAUGGCUACCCGGGUGUUGAGCAUGAGCGUCCGCCUAGGGCCCGAGGAGCCCGUCUUCGCGCAGCUCAAGCCCGUGUUGGGCGGCCGGGAAGGCUCCAUCUUCGCUCCGCCGGCUCCAGAAGAUCUCAAGCCGCCGCCGGCUCCUCCUCCGCAGCAACAGCAGCAGCAGCAGCCCAGCGCUGCCCGGAUGCCCGGAGAGGAGAUCGUGCAGACCCGAUGCGAGAUGGAGAAAUAUUUGACCCAGCAGCUUCCUCCCUUGCCCCCCAUCCCCGAGCACAAAAAGUACCGGCGGGAUAGUGCCUCGGUUGUGGAUCAGUUCUUCACCAAUGGUGACGGGGUGCCUUACAGCGUCAACAUGAACCUCUACCUACCGGAUCUGUCCCAGCUGAGAACGGGCCUCUUCAAAGCCCCGAGAGGCCCCGCAACCCACAUCAAGACAGAGCCGGUCGGUGCCUUCAACCACCAAAGUGAGGCACCUCCUGUAGUCCCCACCUCUGCCCAGGCUCUCCCCGAGUUUACAAGCAUCUUCAGCCCCCACCAGGCGCCGGAUGUGAACAGCCUCUUCAUCAAGCAGGAGAUGUCUGCCUCAGAUCUAGGCCUCUCUGUGCCCGGGCCCCAGCAGGGCCAGCUGUACCAGCUCCUCAGCUCUCCCGAUUUAGACCUGCCGAAUGGAGCGGGGAUGGACUCCCUUAGCAACGUCUCCCUGUCUUCCUCCAUGACAGGCCUCAACACCCUCUCUCCAGCCAUGCCCCAGACCUCCAUGAAACAGUUCCAUGGGGUGCCCCCCUGCACGUACGCCAUGCCCAGCCAGUUUCUGCAGCAGCCAGCCACCUAUUUCCCCCCUUCGCCCCCAAGCUCGGAACCUGGCAGCCCCGACCGGCAGGUGGAAAUGAUGCAAAAUUUAACACCGCCUCCGUCUUACGCUGCCACCAUCGCUUCCAAGUUGGCCAUCCACAACCCGAACUUGACCGCGAGCAUCCCCAUGAAUUCGCCGAGCAUCCCAACCGUCAGAUAUAAUCGGAGGAGUAACCCCGACUUGGAGAAGAGGCGGAUUCAUUACUGUGACUACCCUGGUUGCACUAAAGUGUACACGAAAUCUUCCCACUUAAAAGCACACCUGCGAACUCACACUGGAGAGAAGCCAUACAAAUGCACUUGGGAAGGAUGUGACUGGAGAUUUGCUCGCUCGGACGAGUUGACCCGCCACUACCGGAAGCACACGGGCGCCAAGCCCUUCCAGUGCGCUGUCUGCAGCCGCAGCUUCUCUCGCUCCGAUCACCUGGCCCUGCACAUGAAGCGCCACCAAAACUGAGCUGCAUCGUCACGAGGCAGUGGGCACCUAUGCAACAUGUGGGCGACCCAAGUACCUACCCCCUUCCAUUAGAAAUAGCUAAGGGUUUGCCUGCGUAUGAACUCUUCCUUUUUAGAAGCAGAAAAAAAAUAAUAAUAAUGAGGCUAGAAGAAACUGGAAAUGUAUAUUUUGUAUAUUUAUGAGGAAACAGGGAAGACACUGUCCAGAGAGACACGGAUUGUUUUACUGCGUUAAUGCCCUGUGAUUUACUCUUUGUAUCUUGGACUUAGUCCUACAGGUUUCAUCUCAGGGCUGCCUGUCGUGACGUUUUGCAGAUGGGGGUUGGUUGGGAGGUUCUGGGUAGGCAAAAAGGGGAUCUCCGAUUUGAUCGUGUGACCCUAGGUCUCUCCGUGGCGGAGCAGCACCAUGGGUCUCCAAGACACAGUUCUCAGCAGAUCCAUACAUCAGUUUCAAUCAUAAAUGUUGCCAGAAUAAAAUCGAAUUAAAAAAAUAAAUAAGCUGCAGUGCUUCACUGCUUCUUUCUCUCUCCUUGUCCCUCCUGCUCUAGGAGAGUAGAAACAAAGAGAAAAGAAAGACCAUUUGAUCCCCACAGUUGUGGUUUGGUGUGGCCACAGAAACCAGGAUUGUCAGCCAGCUUUAAAACACUUUCAGUGAUUAGAUUUCAGAUCCUGGUUUCUUCGGCCAUAAGAAGCUCUAAAUUCUGGUUCAAGGAGACUCCAUUCCCACUCUUCGCAAAAGGAGGGGAGAAGGAAGAGGAGAUGGUCUCACUGGCCCACUGGCUCUCCACCUUCUGAUCCUGGAAACCAUGGAUGACAUGGGAGUAUGGCCAUCUGACCAAUUGGCUCUUUUUGUCCAUGAACCUCCAAAGGACAACGGAAAAUUUCAUCCCUUUGGACAAAGAGAUUCUGAUUCCCUGGGAAUUUUGUGCACAGUAGUUUUGCACAAAUUGUAAUUAUAAUCUGGCGGUUAAUUGAUGUAAGGCAGAUAAAAAAAUAUAUUGCAUAAGUAUCAGAGGUGGGAUUCACUUACCUUCCCUACUGGUUCGCAAAUGUGAGCGCACGUGCUACCUCUGCACAUACACACAGCCUUCUGUGCAUGUGCAGUAGUCAUGCAUUACAUCCAGGCAGGUGGGCGGAGCCUCCCACAGUGGCCGCUACUGGUUUGCGCGAUCCAGAGAGAACCGGCUGAAUCCCACCACUGAUAAAUAUGCUCCACUCAUGUUUCCAAAAUACAACAUGAAGUAUUAUGUCUGAAAAGCUGCGUUAUCUGUAACCAAAACACUUAAUCAGACGAUAUUUUUCUAAAAAAAAAAUAAAAUAAUUUAAUAUGAACUGACAGCCAAAUGAAUCCCAGAGAACAACCCACAAUUUAUUUUCUGUCAAAACUGUACUGGAUGUUUUUUUAAAUACUUGUUAUAUUUUAUAUUUUUUUUUUCUGUGGAGAUUAAAUAUAUAGAGAUGAAAUUCAUAAAUAGCCAUAGAACAAAAUGUUCCAUAUGUUGCAUGUCUACCGUGACAAAGAUUUUGUAAAUAUGCAAAUCAGCUCUUAAUGUUUUAUCACAAAAGGAAUUUUCUACAAAUCAGUUAGGAUAAGUGCCAAGCAUCUGGACUAGGGAGAGCUCAGUCUGGCAUGUCUAUAAUAUUCAGCCAUAAGCAUUCAUAAAGAUCUGAUCCGCCGAGUGUUUAAAGUUUAGAAAUCCAUAUUUUCCCCCGUUGUGUCAAAGGACAACCAUUUUCCACAUCGCGAGCUAUUCAGCAACUGUCAGAAGCUUUAAAUAACAAGUGGCUCUAAGACUAAUGUUAAACCUUUCACUAUAAGCUAAACUUAGUCCUGCUUUAAAAAGAAGGAUUUAGAACAUGAUUUUAGAAUACCAGAAUGCUAAGCUGGUGAAACACUAGUGUAAUACCUUGUGAAUUUUGCUCACCCUGAUUCAGUGUGUGCCAGAGACCUUUAAGAUAUUUUGGAUUGCACUGAGGUCGGGAAAAUAGAAAACAAAGCCAAUCAUCCUGAACUGUGCCAUCUAACAGGGAUGAGACUUUUGCUGUGUCUUGUUAACAAAAGGAAGUGUACCCCCAAAUGUACAGUUAGACAAAUGUUGAAAUUGUCUGGGCGUUCGUCUCUGUAAGGUACAUAGCUGGAUCUGGGAGACUCAGCUUUUCACAAGAUAAAAAGUACUGUAAUUUUUAGAGGAAGAAGGUGUAAUUAAAAUGAAAACAUCACGGCUGUGCAAAUGUGUUGUAACACCAAUGGAAAACCUGACACGGCAAAAUGUCUUUUAGCUAAAGAUGGGCCAAGGGAUCUAAUUCCAGGGUGAUCAGAUCUAGCCUGCAGAAAUCCAGGUGACCACUAGGUGGCGGAGAACCCAGACUCUUGGUUGCCCUCUAGAGCAGGGGUGUCAAACUCAAGGCCCAGGCUCCAGAUCCGGCCUGCAAGGUGCUUAGAUCUGACCUGCGGAGCGUCCCUGGAAACAGCGAAGGACUGGCCCACAGUGCCUCUGCCAGGGAAAAUGGAGCUCGGGAGGGCCACACGCGGCCCUCCCAAACUCCGUUUUCACUGGCAGAGAGCUUGGGCCACCACAGGUGCCCCCAACACAAGUGAUGUCGAGCUGGCCAUGCCCACUCUAGCCAGCCCCCCACUGCUCCCCGAGGUCAAACACAACCCUGAUGCGGCCCUCAAUGAAAUUGAGUUUGACACACCUGCUCUAGAGGUUGUCAGCUUUGCUCAGGUUAUUACUUGGGAGCCCUGGACCUACUUGGGAGCCCUGGACAGCUCCACCAUUAUUCUUGCUUGAUGUAUCUUCAUUUCAUUCUGUGGAGAUCCUCUUGUCCAGAUACCCCCUUAUUCUUCCCCUAAAGCCUAUGAAAGCUGGGGAAAAUGCCUGCAGGGACACCCAACUGUGGACCAGGAAGGGGCACCAAGAUGGUGGGACAAGCCACAUUUAGUACAAAAGAGUGCCAGCAGCGCUGGCACAUCUGGAAUGGAAGUUCUGUACAGUUUGACUACUUAUCUUCAAGGGUAAUGAAAUUACCUGUUCUCUUGCUUCAAAACGAUCCGUUGAUUUUAAAAUAUAAGUGAAAUGGUAUCCUUUCGUGCUCAUUUAAAUAUAGCAUUAGAUUCACAGGCUAUUGCUAACUUUUUCAGAGGCAGAAAAGGAAACAGCUGCCAGCAAAGAGCUGACGGGAGAUUUAAUCUCAAUCCUUGAUCAUAGAUGCAAGUUACCAAUUAGGUGAGAGAAUCAAUCAGUGUAUUUAUUGAGAAAUAAAUCUGUUCAUUUCUUCAUGGAGCAAGGAGUGAACAGGUUUGGCUCAUCCAGCACUUCCUGGUCCUUUGGACUUCAGAGGGGCAGAAUCCAAUAUGUGCUUCCUGUCCUACCUGUGAUUACUCAGAACCUAAGUCCCAUGGAGUUCCACAGGCCUAUUUCCCACCAAAUAUACUUUUAUCUGAACCAAUAAGAGCAAACAGAAUUAUUCCGUAGCCUGGAUUUACAAAAGCAAAUCUUGGAAUGGAUUCUUAUUUAAGUUCCUUAUAUUGACUAUGUUCAUCUAUUGCAUAAGGUUUAGGAUUUGUUCUCAUUGUGGUUUGUUGAACAAGCUAGGAGGAAGCCUCAAUCCAUCCUGUGGUGCAGCAAAGUAACAUUGACUUAAUGGGACAUUGCCUAGUUUCUUUUCUAUGUUAAUAUUCAGAAGUGAAACACUAAAACAGUCCAGGAAUAAGCUAUCCUGACAUAGCAAGCUAGGAUUUGUGAGCCAGCCACCAACCAUGUCAAGCAGUAUUUUCUUUAAUUAGUUUUGGAGUUUUGUUGUUAUAUUAAGCCGACAACAACUGACAUGAUGAUCUAGAGCUGUGAAUUAAUUAGCCUUCCCUCCGAGUAAAGUGUGUAGAUAGGAUAACAAAUCCCUCAUGGCUGAUUUUGUUGUUGUUGUUGUUGUUGUUGUUGUUGUUGUUGUCUAUUAAAAAUUAUCUUUUUACCAUUCA